AUCAGAACUGAGCGAGGCUCCUGGCGCACUAGGGACUCCAGGAGGCAGCUCCGCCAGAGACGCGGGUCGUGCCUCGGGAAACCGGAGGGUGGGGGGAGGGGAAGAGCGCCGAAAAGAAAACCCACCGAGGCGGGGACUGGCCUGGGCGGGGAGGGGCGGCGGGGCCGGAGCCCCUCUCUGUUGGGCGGACUCCCCAUGGCCAGAGGCUGAGCUCCACUCCCGCCGGCCUCUCCCUAGGGGAAGGGAAAGAGGAGAGGAGCGGAGCGAGAGGCCGCCGGCGAGCGAGCACGGGCGGCAUCCGCAGUCUCCAGAAGUUUGAGACUCGGCGGUGAGCGGACUCGUGCGCCCGGACUCUGCAGCGCCAGCACCAAGCGAAAAGAGCAGGGGCUGCCUGGCCGCGGCGCGCCGGCUUUGUCAUGAUGGCCAGCUACCCCGAGCCCGAGGACACCGCGGGGGCCCUGCUGGCCCCGGAGACCGGCCGUGCAGCCAAGGAGCCGGAGGCGCCGCCGCCGCCGAGCCCCGGCAAGGGAGGAGGAGGCGGCGGCGCCGGGACAGCCCCGGAGAAGCCCGACCCCGCUCAGAAGCCCCCGUACUCGUACGUGGCGCUCAUCGCCAUGGCGAUCCGCGAGAGCGCCGAGAAGAGGCUCACUCUGUCCGGCAUCUACCAGUACAUUAUCGCCAAGUUCCCGUUCUACGAGAAGAACAAGAAGGGCUGGCAGAAUAGCAUCCGCCACAAUCUCAGCCUCAACGAGUGCUUCAUCAAGGUGCCGCGCGAGGGCGGCGGCGAGCGCAAGGGCAACUACUGGACGCUGGACCCGGCCUGCGAGGACAUGUUCGAGAAGGGCAACUACCGGCGCCGCCGCCGCAUGAAGCGGCCCUUCCGGCCGCCGCCCGCGCACUUCCAGCCCGGCAAGGGGCUCUUCGGGGCCGGAGGCGCCGCGGGCGGCUGCGGCGUAGCGGGCGCGGGGGCCGACGGCUACGGCUACCUGGCGCCCCCCAAGUACCUGCAGUCCGGCUUCCUCAACAACUCCUGGCCGCUACCGCAGCCGCCUUCACCCAUGCCCUACGCCUCCUGCCAGAUGGCGGCGGCCGCUGCGGCGGCGGCGGCUGCCGCUGCCGCCGCGGGCCCGGGCAGCCCGGGCGCGGCCGCGGUGGUCAAGGGGCUGGCUGGCCCGGCCGCCUCGUAUGGGCCGUACUCACGCGUGCAGAGCAUGGCGCUGCCUCCCGGUGUGGUGAACUCGUACAACGGCCUGGGAGGCCCGCCGGCCGCGCCCCCGCCGCCGCCUCACCCCCACUCACACCCGCACGCACACCAUCUGCACGCGGCCGCCGCACCCCCGCCUGCCCCGCCGCACCACGGGGCCGCAGCACCGCCCCCGGGCCAGCUCAGCCCAGCCAGCCCGGCUACCGCCGCGCCCCCGGCGCCCGCGCCCACCAGUGCGCCGGGCCUGCAGUUCGCCUGCGCCCGGCAGCCCGAGCUCGCCAUGAUGCAUUGCUCUUAUUGGGACCACGACAGCAAGACCGGCACGCUGCACUCGCGCCUUGAUCUCUGAGAGUCCAGCGCACGCCGGCUUUGAGGAUGCAGGGACGUGCGACGCCGGCCGCAGCCGCAGCCGCCGCCGGCCGGACCACGCGCCCUCUGGGGCCAUCUUCUGAGCCAGCGUCCAAGGCCCUCUGCGCCUCCUCGCUCCCCUCAGCUCCUCUCGCCCCUCUUUUGUCUCCUCCGCUUCUCCUCCUGUUGCUCGCCUCCCUGCCCUCUCUUCCCUCCCGCUCCCCCAGCCUGCAGGUCGCCUCUCUGCGCGCCUUCUGCAGGCCUCGUCUCCUCCCGGUGCCCCGGCGUCCGGGCUGGACACCCCAUGCCAAAAUUCAGAGCCGAGAGGAAGUGCCGGGGCCGAGGUGCAGCCGGGCGUCGGCGGUGCAGACCUCUUGGCCUUCUCACACAGGUCGGUGCGCUCGCGCUCGGCUUUCCCCGCCGGGCUGCCGCGCAAUCCUUGGCUGGAAGCGCGGGUCCGGGCGGGCGACGAGACCCGCGCCGCCCGAGAAAGGGACGAACGUGUGUUUCCUCCACGUAGCCUCUUGGAGCGGUUCAGAAGCCGCUUGCCGGGGCCCACUGGAUGGGGCGAGGGUUGGGCCUGAGCGGGGAGCCCCGCUGCCUCGCUCGGCGGCCUGCGCUGGGGUUUACAGCACAUCCCCGCUCCGAGACAGGCUGCGUGUCCUCCGCUCUCGGUCUCGGCGCUUCGGGCACCUCCAGGCCCGCGGCGGCUGGCUAAUGUUUCGCCCAAAAGAUCGGGAGGGCUGUUUUAGA
Molecule: messenger RNA, 2305 nt
Organism: Odobenus rosmarus divergens (Pacific walrus)
Lineage: Eukaryota; Metazoa; Chordata; Mammalia; Carnivora; Odobenidae
Gene: FOXL2
Product: forkhead box L2
Exons: 1
Coding region: 417-1553 (378 amino acids)
Biological process (GO): regulation of transcription by RNA polymerase II; cell differentiation; anatomical structure morphogenesis
Molecular function (GO): DNA-binding transcription factor activity, RNA polymerase II-specific; RNA polymerase II cis-regulatory region sequence-specific DNA binding
Source: RefSeq, a predicted model, not a curated record